UGUCUGCAAGUGGUAGUGCGGUAACUCACGUUCUGGACACUCAUGUCAACAUGUCCCUGUUGAGACUGUGUGCCUUUCCUAAAUGUCGGACUGGUCGCCUGUUGUUUGAAAGAAGUGUUAAGCAUCUAUUGUAUGCAGACCAAUGCCACGUCUGUCUCAGAAUACGGAAUGACAACCAGAGGCGAAUUGGUGAGACUCCCUGGACAAUAUACCGGAGAAACUAUUCAGCUCUUAUCCCAAAGAAAGAGGAUGGCAAGAAACGAUUAUGGGAGCAGUCACAGUUGCUGGAUGUGCUGGAAGCCCGGAUCCAGCAGCUACAGUCUGACGUUGUUCUAGACGUCAAGCACACAGAAGUGCAAUUUGUCAAAUUCCCCCAGUCUGGGAAAGGUGCACCUUCAGUGAAGGGUCAGGCCAGCAAGAAGGGAGGGGGCACUGACCCUCAGCCCCCAAAAACCCAAACAACCCGAUGGAUGGAAAAACUGAACAGGGAGAAGAGUAAGACAAAAAAGGUACUGCAGCACCAGCCGAAAUCUUCAGAGAAGCCGGCGAAGAUCAAAGUCAUUAAAUCCAGUCCAAAGACUCUAAGCACGGCCGUGAGCACAAAACCCACCACGAAGGGAGCCAAGGCGUUGCCCAAAUCGGAUGCGCCGAGACCUGCUGCUUCCUCCAAGGAUGCCUUGACCCAGGAGCUCCCUAAGAGUUUGGGUCCCGCUGUGUCGUCCGACGCCUUUUCCAGGGAAGACGCGCUGGCUGAGGUGGAGGAGCUGGAUGUAGAGCUGAAUCAGUGGAGCUCCGCCAGCCCUGUGAAGCUGCUGGAGGACAGGGAGGGGAACCGCUACGGGGACGCGCAGCUCAACGUGCGCAGCUACGUGGAGGCCUGUGUGUUUGCUGGGGACGUGGAGCGCGCACAGCGCUGCCUGCUCGCUCACCACCACCAGCUGUCCCGGCGCAAGCUGCUCUCCAUCGGUCUCUACAACGUCAUGAUGAGGGUGUGGGCCAAGAGGGGCUCUGUGAACCAGAUUGGCCGCCUGUUUGUGCUGGUGGAAGAAGCUGGGCUGAAGCCCAAUCUCGGCUCCUACGCUGCUGCCCUGGAGUGCAUGGGGCGCAAUCCCAACUGUUCCCCGCGCAUCAUCAGCAGAUGUCUGCAGCAGCUGGUGGAGAACGGGCUGUCCCUGGACGAUCUCUUCCGCCAGUGCAUGUUCCGGCAGGACGAGCGCGAGAUGGUGCUGAAGGCCAUCCACGCUGUGGAGCCCGACUUCCAGCCCAGCAUGGACUCGGAACCCAAGAUCUGCUCUUCACCUCUGGUUAAAGACUUUUACAGUGAGAGGGACAGUGUUGAGUAUCCUAAACUGGACUUUAGCCUGGCGGAGCUGCAGGAGAGAUUCGGCCGCCAGCUGGCCAUGGAGCAGGCAGACACCGUCACCAUUGAGUCUGUGGAGGCCCUCAAACCUGUCACUGAGCGUAUGGCCAAAAUGAGAGAGCAGCUGGACGAUCUCCGCUCACACUGGCACAAAGCACUCCUGAAUGCUCUGAGGGAGAGUAAGCUGAUGUUGGCUAACAGUGGCAUGAAGUACUGGAAGCUGAACGUGUACCCCUACCUGUGUCUGCUGGAAGACAGGGAGUAUGUGGAUAUAAUGCUGCAGGGUCUGUGCAGCCUGCCUCCUAAUGGGGAGUCCCUGCUCAUCCUGGCCAGGGACCUGGGCAGCAGGGUCUACAACAAGCUCUGCAUCCGGCAGAAGAGCCAGAGCCACAUGGCCGACAAGCUCAAGCGCAUCUACGAUAGAUACGCAGAGCUGCUGGCCAAGGACAUGGAGAAGUGCAACGUUUUGCCUCGGGAGCGCUGGGUGGAGCUGGAGGCAGAGAUGAGCUCCGGCCCCACCCUCCUGGGCGACGACUCCCAGUGGCCCCACAUCCUGCUGGCUCAGCUGGGGACUCACCUGGUGGAUCUCAUGGUGCGCGAGCUCAAGGUGCAGGGCAACAUCCUGAGCCCCUCCCAGGAUAAGAAGCUGAUCCCCGUGCUGUACCACAUGUACACCUUCCGCAGCAACCGAAAGAUUGGCUUCAUCAAGCCGCACCCAAUCCUGACACAGAUACUGUCUGAGGCGAUGGAGACCAAGCUGACCUUCGACUCCUACGUGAUGCCGAUGCUGUGUCCGCCCGUGCCCUGGACCUCCCCGAAAUUCGGGGCGUACCUCCUGACGCCAACCAAGCUAAUGCGCUCGUCAGAGGGCGCCGUCCAGCACCAGCUGCUCCUGGAGAGGUGCCAGGAUCAAGACCUCCACGCUGUGCUGGACUCCCUUAUCCAGCUGGGCAACUGCGCUUGGAAGAUCAACAAGCCGCUGCUGGACAUCAUCAUCAGCAUCUUCAACGACAAGGGCAGCGAGAAGCUGGACAUCCCGCCGCCGCUGUCCGAGGCCCCCCAGGUGCCCCGCUUCAACCCCCUCGACCAGGCGCAGACCCCAGCGGAGAAGGCCUUCAUGAAACGGGAGGUGGUCAGGUGCAAGAAGAGGGUGGCUGAGAUGCACAGCCUCCGGAUGGACGCCCUGUACAAGCUGUCCAUCGCCAACCACAUGCGCGACGAGGUGUUCUGGUUCCCGCACAACAUGGACUUCCGGGGCCGCACUUACCCCUGCCCGCCAUACUUCAACCACCUGGGCAGCGACGUGACACGCGCCAUCCUGCUGUUCGCCGAGGGCAAGCCCCUGGGCCCCAAGGGCCUCGACUGGCUCAAGAUCCACCUGGUGAACCUGACGGGCCUGAAGAAGCGCAGCUCGCUGGCGGGCCGGCUGGAGUACGCCAACAGCAUCAUGGACGAUAUCCUCGACUCGGCCGACCGGCCUCUUACUGGGAAGAAGUGGUGGAUGAGCGCGGACGAGCCCUGGCAAACCCUGGCCUGCUGCAUGGAGAUCGCGAACGCUUCGCGGUCACCUGACCACACGCAGUUCAUCUCCCACUUCCCUGUGCAUCAGGAUGGCUCAUGUAAUGGCCUGCAGCACUAUGCAGCCCUGGGUCGAGAUGUGAUUGGCGCCACCUCUGUGAAUCUCAUGCCGUGCGAGGUGCCCCAGGAUGUCUACAGUGGCGUGGCGCAGCAGGUGGAGGAGUUCCGCGCCCGCGACGCGGCGAAGGGCGUGAAGAUCGCCCAGGUCCUGCAGGGCUUCAUCAGCCGCAAGGUGGUGAAGCAGACCGUGAUGACGGUGGUGUACGGCGUGACGCGCUACGGCGGCCGGCUGCAGAUCGAGAAGCGGCUGAAGGAGAUCGAUGAGUUCCCCGGGGAGUAUGUGUGGGACGCUUCGCACUACCUGGUCCAUCAAGUGUUUAACAGCUUGAAAGAAAUGUUUACUGGAACCAGGGAGAUCCAGGACUGGCUGACUGAGAGUGCUAGACUGAUAGCCAAGUCAGGCAGCACAGUGGAGUGGGUGACCCCGCUGGGCCUGCCCAUCGUUCAGCCUUACCACCGCACCAAGAACCAGGUGCUCAAGAGCAACAUUCAGGUCCUGAAUCUGCAAGUCAAUCACGAUGCCAGCGAGCGGCCGGACACAGUGAAGCAGAAAAACGCCUUUCCUCCCAAUUUCAUCCAUUCCCUGGACUCCACGCACAUGAUGCUGACCGCACUGCACUGCUACAGUGCGGGGCUGACCUUCGUCUCCGUCCACGACUGUUUCUGGACCCACGCCGUCACCGUGGACACCAUGAACAAGGUUUGCCGGGAGCAGUUCGUGGCCCUGCACAGCCAGCCCAUCCUGCAAGAGCUGUCCAGAUUCCUGCUGCAGAAAUACGGCGCCGGCCUACCGAACGAUAGGAGAAACAAGAAGUUUCUGGAGUACAGGAGGAUGCUGAUGCUGCUGUCUAAAGUUCCCCAGACUGGGGAUUUUGACCUUCAGAGGGUGAAGGAAUCCACUUAUUUCUUCAGCUGAGUUGAACAGCGGAUGGAGAAAAUGGCUCAGACUGACGGACUGACGCGGGCAGCCUUGUCUUUUUCAGCCAUCAAAGGAUUGAUCCUGCUCUGUGCAGCACACAAUGAGGAAACCCGCGAACUCGAUAAGCUGGUCUCUGAAGAGGCAGGCUUUACCGGGGCGGGAACUGGCUGGCUCCAGAAGCCCUCUCUCACCGCUCUACAUGUUUUGGCUUCCAUUACAAAAGCACACGAAUGCGCGCGCGUGUGCGUUUGUGUGUGCGUGUACACGCACGCCGGUCCUGCCCUCUGCGUGAACGCUUCCUCCACGCUGUGAGCCGGAGUCCCUGGGGCGGAGGGCAGGAAGGAGCGAGCGUACUGAGGGGGCCGCUCUCGCCGCGGGGGCUCAAUCCCACCGACUAACACCGCGGCGAUUAACCGCACGAUCCUGGCUCUCAUCGAUCCCGGGACGACCUGCCCAGAGAGAUGCCCAUUCUGACAUUUAAGCUCAGACUUGAUUUACUUCAGAGGUUUCUGGUGGAGACAGUUCGUCUACACGCACGGCGUGGGUAGGGCCAUCAACGCCCACCUGCCCUUUGAAUGUGAUACGGUUCUGUGGUUUCUUUUUUUUCCUUUUCUUGUGCAAAAGCCAUUAUGCACUUUUCAAAAUGGGUAAAUAUUUUUCAUGUA
Molecule: messenger RNA, 4582 nt
Organism: Megalops cyprinoides (Indo-Pacific tarpon)
Lineage: Eukaryota; Metazoa; Chordata; Actinopteri; Elopiformes; Megalopidae
Gene: polrmt
Product: polymerase (RNA) mitochondrial (DNA directed)
Exons: 21
Coding region: 51-3914 (1287 amino acids)
Biological process (GO): mitochondrial transcription
Cellular component (GO): mitochondrial DNA-directed RNA polymerase complex
Molecular function (GO): protein binding; DNA-directed RNA polymerase activity; mitochondrial promoter sequence-specific DNA binding
Source: RefSeq, a predicted model, not a curated record